Messenger RNA from Rhizopus microsporus ATCC 52813, 758 nucleotides. Its product is annotated as ARF/SAR superfamily. NCBI's taxonomy places the organism in Eukaryota, Fungi, Mucoromycota, Mucoromycetes, Mucorales, Rhizopodaceae. Gene Ontology annotation, cellular component: cytoplasm; Golgi apparatus. The record is from RefSeq and is a predicted model, not a curated record. Gene Ontology annotation, molecular function: GTPase activity; GTP binding. Gene Ontology annotation, biological process: vesicle-mediated transport; intracellular protein transport. The transcript has 6 exons. Bases 27 to 575 code for a protein of 182 amino acids.
AUUUUCCUCUUUUCUGCUUGAAAAUAAUGGGUGCACUUUUUAGCAGUCUUUUUAGUAAACUUUGGGGAGAAAAAGAGGUUCGUAUAUUGAUUCUCGGUCUCGAUGGUGCAGGCAAGACAACUAUUCUUUACAGACUUCAGAUUGGAGAAGUAGUUUCGACCAUUCCUACUAUUGGUUUUAAUGUGGAAACAGUGACAUAUAAGAAUAUCAAAUUUCAAGUGUGGGAUUUAGGUGGGCAGACAAGUAUUAGGCCAUACUGGAGAUGUUACUAUUCCAAUACAGAUGCCGUCAUCUAUGUAGUUGAUAGUGUAGAUAAAGAUCGUAUGCAGACAUCAAAAGAAGAAUUACACGCCAUGUUAGAGGAAGAAGAAUUAAAAGAUGCAGCUCUUCUUGUAUUUGCAAAUAAGCAGGAUAUGGAAGGUGCUUUAUCUGCUGCCGAAGUGGCCGAUGCUCUUGGUUUAUCGACACUAAAGAAUAGACAAUACUCUAUCUAUAAGACAAGCGCGGUGAAAGGUGAAGGAUUGACAGAAGGAUUAGAUUGGCUUGUAAACAUUAUUCAAGAAAAUAAAAAAUAAGUAGAAUAACGUUAUUAUUUGAUGCAAUAUAUACAACUUGAUUAGAUCUUUUGGCUUAGGAGCAGGCAUCAAGUGGUGUUUAUUAAGAAAUAAAUUUUGAAUAUAAUUAAUAGUCUUUAAGAUUCAACAGACUAAGAGUGCAAAUACAUAAAAGUGAAAGAUUACAGUUAUCAUCAGUUCAUA